GGUCCUGAAUGUCUAGGAUGAUAAUGAUAGGUUGGAGUUACAUUGCAGUCUCCUUCAAUUCGCCCUCCAACUGGUGAAGCAAAAAACAGCACCGUGGUGUCAGAAACACCAGGAUAAAAGUCGCUUUAGUUAACCCGCAAGACAAAUUUCCAACGGGUAGAAUGGCUGUGCCUCCCUCAUAUGCUGAUCUGGGCAAAUCUGCCAAGGAUAUUUUCAACAAAGGCUAUGGGUUCGGCCUGGUCAAACUUGAUGUCAAGACCAAGUCGGCCAGUGGAGUGGAAUUCAAAACUGCUGGUUCGUCCAAUACUGACACCAGCAAAGUGGUCGGGAGCCUGGAAACCAAAUACAAGAGGUCAGAGUAUGGCCUGACCUUCACAGAGAAGUGGAACACUGAUAAUACCUUGGGGACCGAGAUCACAGUUGAAGACCAGAUUUCUAAGGGACUGAAGCUGACAUUUGACACAACAUUCUCUCCCAACACUGGCAAGAAGAGUGGCAAAGUCAAGACUGCCUACAAGCGCGAGUAUGUCAACCUGGGGUGUGAUGUUGACUUUGACUUUGCUGGUCCAGCCAUCCACGGAGCUGCUGUGGUUGGUUACGAGGGCUGGCUUGCUGGCUAUCAGAUGACCUUUGACACCGCCAAGUCUAAGAUGACACAAAACAACUUUGCCAUUGGCUACAAAACCGGAGACUUCCAGCUGCACACCAAUGUAAAUGAUGGAUCAGAAUUUGGAGGCUCCAUCUACCAGAAGGUGAGCAACAAGCUCGAAACGGCGGUCAACUUGGCUUGGACUGCAGGCAGCAACAGCACACGCUUUGGAAUUGCCGCCAAGUACCAGAUGGACAAGGAUGCUGUUAUUAGUGCUAAAGUGAACAACACCAGCCUUGUUGGUGUUGGCUACACCCAAACACUGAGACCAGGUGUGAAGCUCACCCUGUCUGCCCUUGUAGAUGGUAAAAGCAUCAACUCUGGAGGCCACAAGCUGGGUCUCGGUUUGGAACUUGAGGCCUAAGCACUUUUUGUGGUAAAGUGGACAAGGGAAUCAGAAGAAUCUGGCAUCAAUGUGUUUCCAUCUCAAACCAGCAAUGGGAAGUCUGGGAGGGACAGUUUUAAAGGCUACAACAAACUCAUUUUCAUCUAGAGGUGCUCUUGCAAUUGAAUCUGUUUUGCUUUUAUAAAUGUUUCCAUCCAAAGACACUCUCCAGUGGGUCAACAAUUAAUACAAAUCCUCAUAUAGCAUUUCCAUGACAGUGAAUUACACGUCUCCAUAUGGUUGGCUGUGGCUCCUUUGUGUUGAUUCCUGAAACAUGUUUUAUUUUGGUAAAACAUAAGUACAUGGUUAUGCUUGGGUUUAUACAUAACCUUUCUUCUGAUUUGAUCAUCCAUAGAUCUGAUAUCCCUUGGCUGUCUUCACAUCUCCCAUUUGAAACUUGUAUUCAGAACAUGAGUAUACAAAACUAUUUUUUUUAUUCAAUUGGACCUUUUUUCUUUCAAUGCACACAAGAACGAGCUUAAGCUGUGUUGUACCAUGGUUUGCCCAUGUCUCGCCAUGUUAUUUCAAAGAUGAACACGGAGCCCUCCCUUAAACUAAACCAAGUAGUUUUGGGGUGGUUAAACUUGGUAGCCUGUAUGUUUUGGGGAACCUGAAUACUUGGCCAACCAGGCAGACUUUGUUUUGUUUUCUACUGUUUGCAGGCAUGACCUGAGGUGUUAUGGUUCACAAUAAUGCUCAACUGGAUCAUUUUCCAGAUGUGAUGUGUGGUCUCUCAGGCAAUCUUGUCACAGGGUAACUGACAUUCUCACAGGAAACCUUGGAGGUCCUUAUGUGUUAACUUUUCAAUAAAGUAUUUGAACUGCA
Osmerus eperlanus (European smelt) is the source of this 1859-nucleotide messenger RNA. It is a transcript of the gene vdac2, whose product is annotated as voltage-dependent anion channel 2. The transcript is spliced from 9 exons. Bases 162 to 1013 code for a protein of 283 amino acids. Gene Ontology annotation, molecular function: voltage-gated monoatomic anion channel activity. Gene Ontology annotation, biological process: monoatomic anion transmembrane transport. Gene Ontology annotation, cellular component: mitochondrial outer membrane. NCBI's taxonomy places the organism in Eukaryota, Metazoa, Chordata, Actinopteri, Osmeriformes, Osmeridae. The record is from RefSeq and is a predicted model, not a curated record.